Messenger RNA from Kwoniella shivajii, 1440 nucleotides. RefSeq lists its product as uncharacterized. The record is from RefSeq and is a predicted model, not a curated record. Gene Ontology annotation, biological process: carbohydrate transport; transmembrane transport. Gene Ontology annotation, molecular function: carbohydrate:proton symporter activity. The coding region runs from base 1 to 1440 and encodes 479 amino acids. The transcript is spliced from 8 exons. Gene Ontology annotation, cellular component: membrane. NCBI's taxonomy places the organism in Eukaryota, Fungi, Basidiomycota, Tremellomycetes, Tremellales, Cryptococcaceae.
AUGACGGGUCAAACGGAUAUAAAUUGGGCAUCGAUCCCCAACGCUGUGGACUUGACCAAGUGGCCUCGAAACAAGGGUCUUUCUAGUUUGUUCUUUUUCGCAUCUAUUCUUUAUGUCGGUCAAUUUCUCAACGGCUACGACGGAACCAUAACCGGUGGUCUCCAAGCUCUACCAAGUUGGCACGCCGACUUGGGCAAUCCGGAUGCCAAUCGGAUUGGAUUAAUGAAUGCCGCUGCAUAUAUCGUUGGAAUUUGCAUGGGACCUAUCAAUGCCUACGUUGUCGAUCGAUUUGGACGAAAAUGGCCUAUACGAUGGUUUACCAUUACCAUGAUGCUGGGUACUAUCAUUGGAGUCAUUGCUGGCGUCAAGCAGGGUAAUACCGGUUAUGCGUUGUUUGUUGUUUCGAGGGCAAUUAUCGGCUCAGGUAUCCCUCCUUUCCUCAUGACAGCUCAAAUCAUGAUGCAAGAGAUUCUAUUGCCUGCCAUCUACAUGCUUAUUGCUGUACAGUUUGUUCCAGAGACCCCUCGUUUCCUAAUUGCCAACGGAAAAGAGGAAGAAGCUCGAGCCUUUUUUGUUAAAUAUCACGGGAACGGUAACGAAGACGACGAGCUGGUUGCUUUCGAGUGGGAGGAGAUGAAGGCUACCAUCGCUUUAGAAAAUGCACACCAAAGAUACUCUUGGGCUCAAGUUCUCAAGAUUCCAGGCAACAAACAUCGACUUGGCCUUGCGGCGUUGAUGACUUUUAUGCCUCAGUUAAAUGGAUCAAACAUCAUCACCAUGUAUUACUCCGUGGUCCUAGCUCAGUGCGGCAUCAAAGGCGCAGCACAGACAACUGGUAUCGGUGCCGGUCUCAACCUGUGGUCCUUCUUAUUACAAUUUGCUGGUGCUCGCGCUCUCAAAUAUACAAAAAGACGUCCGAUGGUACUCAUUGCUUGGCCCAUGUUGGCGGUCGGUAUGGCUGCCAUGGGUGCAUCCAACGGGGUGUACGCGAAGUCAGGUCAGACUAACAAGGCAGCUGGAAUUGCUUCUGUGGCUAUGGUCUGGAUUUACUCCAUCCCCAAUAAUUUCUCCCAACCUCUAUUCUAUUCUUACCCCGCAGAAGUACUGAACUACACCUUACGAGGCAAGGGAAUGGCAGUAUGGAACACAGUCAACCAGGCUUGGGGUGCAUACGGAUCAUAUGUUAAUUCCAUCGCUCUCGCCAACAUCGGUUGGAAAUACUAUCUGGUCUUUGUGCCAAUCUUGUCGGUCCAAUGGGUUCUGGCCUAUUUCUUCAUGGUUGAGACCAAAGGAUUCACACUGGAAGAGAUCGCUUUGGCUUUCGAAGGUCCCAAUGCGGCUGUUGCGAAAGUCGAUCGACGAUUAGCUGAAGAGUCGCCAGUUAUGGAUGAGAAGAAAGGGCUUGAAGAUUGUACCUCAGUUGCUAUCAAUGUAGUUUGA